AUGUCAACUGCCACAUACUACAGUCUCAAUAACAGCAAUGUUACCUGGUUCUGCGCAAAAUGUGAUCAACCCAACACUUCAUCUUCCCUGCUGGACUCAUAUAUUUCUGAGAGUCAGAACAGCUUUGCUGCUCUCUCUGAUCUUCCGGAUGGCCAAAGUGAAUUCAGCACAUGUUCAGAUACUUCAUCAUUUAUCUCGAUUGGAACAAUCGAAGAUUUAGAUUCACCACCCAGGACUUCAUCACCACAAAGAGCAAGGAGAUCCAAGAAAAAUAACUGUAAGUCCUUUAAAGUCCUUACUGUCAAUUUUCAGAGCAUCCGGAACAAGAAGGAAGCCUUCUGGGAAGCGGUUGAAUCCUGCAACCCAGACAUUAUUGUUGGCAGUGAGACCUGGUUACGGCCAGACAUCCUUAGCUCGGAAAUCCUCCCGCCGGGUUACAACUUACCGGCUAUCCGGAAAGACAGAAAUGAUGGGUACGGAGGUGUACUUAUUGCAACCAAAUCAGAUAUUAUUGUAUCAGAAGUGUCCAUUGAUACCAACAAGGAAAUUGUGGCUGCUGAAAUGAAAAUCGUUGGUGGUCACAACCUGAUAGUUAUCUGUCUCUACCGUCCUCCUGAUAACAACAUAGCCAGUGCUGAGGAAAUAUGCAGUGCUAUCAGUGGCGUCGUAAGAAACAACCCAUCCUCGGCCAUCUGGAUCUCGGGUGAUCUUAAUUUGCCAGACAUUAACUGGCAGACUGAGACUGUGACAGGCCACCAGUACAACCUCGGUGUUAACUCAGCAUUCCUUUCAACCUUUCAAGACUUAUGCCUCAGCCAAAUAGUAGACUUUCCAACGAGAGGUCAAUCAAUCCUAGAUGUCUUCCUCACAAAUCGCCCAUCUCUAAUCAGGAAAUGCAUCCCCUUACCAGGUAUCAGCGAUCAUGAUAUGGUCCUCACGGUUGCUGACAUAAGGGCGAAGAUACAGAGACCAAUCAAGAGGAAGGUCUAUCUUUGGAAGAAGGCAAACAUGGACACCAUCAGAGAAGCAAUGGCAAGCUUUGCUGAAAGCUACUUGGCCCAGACUUCUCUAGAUACCCCGGUCGAAAGUCAGUGGACAGAGAUAAAAAGUAAGAUCUUAUCUGCACUUGAGGAAGAUGUACCAUCGAAGAUGACCUCAUGCAGAUUUAGCCAACCCUGGAUCACGACAGAAUUGAAACGUCUCUCCAGAAAGAAGAAAAGAUCAUUCAGGAGAUCGUGA
Lytechinus pictus (painted urchin) is the source of this 1239-nucleotide messenger RNA. RefSeq lists its product as uncharacterized. Gene Ontology annotation, cellular component: extracellular matrix. Lineage: Eukaryota; Metazoa; Echinodermata; Echinoidea; Temnopleuroida; Toxopneustidae. Gene Ontology annotation, biological process: cell adhesion involved in heart morphogenesis; larval heart development. The coding region runs from base 1 to 1239 and encodes 412 amino acids. The record is from RefSeq and is a predicted model, not a curated record. The transcript has a single exon. Gene Ontology annotation, molecular function: catalytic activity.